CCGGGCGGCCGAGGCGGUUGAACCCACCCCACUUGUUCCAUAAAGAGAAGACUAAUUGAUAACCAUGGCGGACCAGUACAGUAUGUUUCUCACCACGGCGCCCCCCCUCCGACGUGGUAGCACACCAUUACCUCUCAAACAUCAGCUGCGGAGGGAAGAGGCCGUAUCCGAGGACUGUGAUUGGAUCCCGGGCAUCGAGGAGGCUGCCAGCGGCACAGGGUUGACUCGGGAUGAGUCCGGCAGCCAAUCAGCAGCCGGCCAGUUGGCUUACCACAGCCAUGGCGGGGCACUGAAGAUAGUGCUUCUGGGACAGAAUGGCGUGGGCAAAUCGUCGCUAGCCUUAUCUCUGGCCGGCCAGUCGGACAGAUCCCUCUCUAUAGACUCAUGUGGUGAGGGCUACGAGUGCUCAGUGACAGUCGACGACGAGGACAGCAAAGUCAUCAUUUUUGACAACUGGAAACAGGACUUCUCCACUCUACAGAGUGAUGUGUGUAUCCUGGUCUUCUCGGUGACUGACAGGCGGAGUUUCCACCGCAUCGCCCAGCUCCGCCUCCUCCUCAGGGAGUCUCAGCCACACACACCAAUCAUCCUGGUGGGCAACAAGAGCGACCUUGUCCGCUCCCGUGAAAUCAGCUCAGAAGAGGCCCAAUCCAGCAGCCAGAUGUUCGACUGCCUCUAUUUGGAGCUCUCAGCCUCCCUGGACCAUGGUACCAACGAGCUGUUGGAGGCCGCAGUUCGGAUGGCAAGGGGCGACUGCGUGGGCCCCGGCUGGACCGACGGCGAGCCCGGGGCAGGUCGCAGGGAGAGUCUGACCAGCCGGGCUAAGCGCUUCCUGUCGGGGCUGGUACCGCGCUCGUACGGUCGAGACCGAGAUCGGGAUCGGGGCCGCUACAGGGAGAUGAGCCGCCACCGCGGCAGCAAGAUCCUCCGACAGAAGUCCCGCUCCUGCCACGACCUCAGUGCACUGUGAUACAAACAAACACACGCACACAUGCAUACACACAGGCAAAGAGACACACUCACACGCAUACACACCUGAAUGAAGGACAUGGGGAGGACGUGUAAAAGAUGGAGAGGGAGAAGAGGGUAAAACGGAAGAUGCUAGGGAUUUGCAGAUGACUAGAUGUAGCGACAAAGAAGUCGAUGGAGGAGACUCACACAAGUGGAGAACAUUCGAGGGGCGGAAGGACGGAAAUUCAGCAGUGGCGGAUAAAGGUCCGCGAAGGAGAAGGGGGGAGAGAAGAAAUCAGACAGGAUCGCGAUAAACAGAGACACAGAUAAGGAUGUGAGCUUGAUUUGCUGCCUCCAGCUUGGGUGAAUCAGCAAGCGCUCAUCACCUGAUGAGAUCAGGAGAGAGAACAUUAGUGACAGUGGAGAGAGUCACAUCAAGAUGCUGAUUGAAUGCUUACUGUGGCGAAACGGGGGGGGGUGUCACAAAUAAACACGCAUCCAAGUAGCACGCACUGAUUAUGUAGAGACUGAUAGCAAUCUAAUGUGUACCUAUUGUGAACCCUGUUUUAUAGCAUGCCGAGUAGA
Molecule: messenger RNA, 1536 nt
Organism: Cyclopterus lumpus (lumpfish)
Lineage: Eukaryota; Metazoa; Chordata; Actinopteri; Perciformes; Cyclopteridae
Gene: rem2
Product: RAS (RAD and GEM)-like GTP binding 2
Exons: 5
Coding region: 65-970 (301 amino acids)
Cellular component (GO): plasma membrane
Molecular function (GO): GTPase activity; calcium channel regulator activity; GTP binding
Source: RefSeq, a predicted model, not a curated record